GUGUGUGUGUGUGUGUGUGUCUGUCUUUGCUAUAUUGAGGGGACCGUGACCUGACAGCACACUCAUGGUGAGGGGUCCAAAAUUUUUGUGGGGACCAAAAACCCGGUCCCCAUAAUUUUACCUCAAAUUCGGUGAUAAAACAGUUAGAAUAAUGCCCUGUCAAAUUUUCAGAGAAAUCCCCACAACAGACUUUUACCAACUUAGUGUGCUUAGGUGUGCUUAGGAGGAGUAACUCAGUACCGGCGCCUAGUGGUCGAGAGUGGUAUUGCUAGAACACACACUUGAACACACACUUGGGUCAAUGCGCAUGUGCAAACCGGCAUUUUACAUGGAGGCUAGCUAACUGGUGAAUAGCUGCUAACAGUAAGCUAAUUUUAAGAUAACUUAAUUAACUUACCUAGGUGUAUUAUAAAUGCAGUGACUAUAUCCAUAAUAGUCAGACAUAAGAUAUGUAACUCUUAAGAGCCUAAACUUUGGAAUAGUCAAACUGUAGUACAUUACCUAAUCCAGCUUUGUCUGUAUUGCAUAUCCGACAUGCUAUAGUUAUGCUAAAUAUUUAGUCAUGCUAGCUACACUAGAAGCUAACUAGCUGCUAAGCCAAGACAAACUCCUGAUUAAAAACGUCACAUAUAACAUAAAUGCUGAUAAUAGAAGUAUAAAUACCUUAUGGAGUAUGUUGCUAUCCUAUAUAAAUAACGGAAUAACUUUUAAUAGGUUGUAUUUGUGAAUAAAUAAUCAUGUUUGCAUGAAACGAAGAGAUUGGGUUGCCUUGAUAAACUAAUAGUGACAUCCCUGGCGGGCGGAGAUAGGAGUUCUGUGUAUGACGGCGUGACCGCCCUUCCCGGACGUGCUCACUGAACGUAACAAGCGCACCCUGGCUGGAACGCUGCAGGCACCGAUCCUCGGCGUUUGCGUGUCUGCACGUCGCAGAGAGGAUAUUAUUACAAGGUAAGUUAUGCUUAUACAGUGCUGAAUAUAGAUUCGUUUCGGUGCAAUAACCUAAUCUGAUGAUUUUAAUGCAGCAUGUGGUCAAAAUCAAGGUAAUGUUUUUAAAUGGUACAAGCUGACAUUUAAAUGGACAUGAGCUGGGGGGCUUAGCUCGGCUCAACACUGAAAUAGGCUAAACCUGAAUUAUGACAAUGCUUUUGCACGUUAUGAAGUUAUAAAGCAGCACGCUGUUUUACUGUCCAGAGAUAGCUACGUUUUUCUUGCGCGUUUUCUAGCCAGAGGAAGCUAGCUAAGUGGCGAACAUUCGCCUGGUAGCCGCCUACGUACUUAAUGGCGUUUAGCUGCCAAGUCUGGACUUUGACCCCGAGACUCACGCAUUUCAGCCAGUCCACACGCUCGUACGCCAGACUUCGUAUUUCUCCUGCUGAGAAUCCAAAAAUAAAUACAUGUGUAUGUCCCUAUGAAAAUAAAUAAAUAUAUAUGUCUUAUAUAUUUUCCUGUGACCUGCAUGCGUGACGUAGUGCAGCGGGUGUGUGAGCGAUGCAAGUAGGUGUGCCUCAUUUGCAGACUCACGUGGCGCAGCGGGCUGCACGUGAGUCUGCAAAUGAGGGAGACGUGCUGCAGCAAACUGCAGCCUCAGAAGUACAUGCAGUUACUGACAGUUAAGUGACUGUAAUCAGCCACGAAGUGUUUUUAUGAGCUCAGAUUGCAGCAUCCAAGUGCUACGUAUUGUGUUCACUGACGCUGCAGAGAAGCACGACGUUACUACGGCGUCUAGUUACAGAUCCGAUCUGCCUGAAUUAAAAAAAAAAAAAAGAUAUCAAUCCUUCUAUCUCCUAUUUGGAGCCGCGGAUCUGGAAUGAUAACAUUCAUUCACAUUAAUCGCGGAGUCGGGCUUCAGAAGAGUAACAGGUUCUGUUGGGCAGAAAACACUGCGUCUGUAUUGAUGAGCUGGAUCAGCUGAUUGAUCGCGGAGCGUUUUGUUCCGUUUGUGCUGUACUUUUCUCCGUGACAGAAGCUGACAUUAAGGUCUUUGACUUGAAGACGGCAGCCGAGCCGUCUUAACCGUCUCUGUCAGGGCAUUUCCGGGACAAUUACAUAUUGACUACAGUUGAAGCAGUUACAGAUAUGGUCCAUUCUUAUCUCCAGCUGCUGUCUGAUUAUAGUUCUACCUCAGUGGCAGAUUCAGGCUGUUUGAGGAGUGAAAAAAUAUAUAGGCUCAUCUACAGCAUGCAGUGCAAUAUGGCAUUGUAUGUGCAUGAAAGGAAUGGCAAAAGUCUGAAAAGUGAACACGAAGGUCAUUUAAACAAGCACCUUGCAAAUGUAAGUGCAUCAUUACUCACCUAAGUGCUCAAAUUUCAGUAGUAGCGAGUUAAUCAGUAGGUAAAUUUAACUUUUUAAUAAACUAUUUCAACCAACCACAGGAGAAUAUAUUAGUAAUGACUAAACUGUAUCCUGCAGCACAACAUUUGAUUCUCUUAACAUCUAAAAACUUUUUGCUUAACUUUUUUUUGCAUUUAAUACUUCAUUUAUUUAUAUACCUAAAAAUCAGGAGAGCUAUCUAAAUAUUAAAACUACACUGUGUUUGAUUACAGGAUUGUCAAUAGCUGAAAUGAGACGCAGAAUACCCCCCAAAACAGAUGCAAUAGAACAUGCUUCUAAGACCCUCGACAAGACAUCAGAUUUGGAAGUAAGAUAUAUCAACUCCUUUAAAGGUCGUGGAGUGUUUGCCAAGGCCCACUUCCAAAAAGGCGACUUUGUGGUGGAGUACAGAGGGGAAUUAAUCAGUUCUGAAGAAUCCGAAAGAAGAAGGAGAGUAUAUCAUGGUCGAUGUGCAGUCUUCAUGUUUGAUUUUUCCUGGCAAGAUAGAACAUGGUGUAUUGAUGCAGCUCGAGAAGAUGGCAGUCUAGGGAGACUAGUCAAUGAUGACCAUAAGCAUCCAAACUGCAGGAUGAAGAAGCUUGUGUCAAAAGGCAAGCCACACCUCUGUCUCUUUGCUCUGAGGGACAUUAAUCCUGGAGAAGAAAUUACUUAUGACUAUGGGGAAAAUGAAUGGCCUUGGAGGAAACAGGCUGGACUACAACAGAUGGACACCAAAUCUUCUGAGGCUGAGAUCUCCAGAACUGAGUCGUCUCCUCAGCCAUCUACAUCCUCCCAGAUACAGGCUGGACUACAACAGAUGGACACCAAAUCUUCUGAGGCUGAGAUCUCCAGAACUGAGUCAUCUCCUCAGACAUCUACAUCCUCCCAGAUACAGGCUGAACUACAACAGACGGACACCAAAUUCUCUGAGGCUGAGAUCUCCGGAACACAGUCGUCUCCUCAGCCAUCUACAUCCUCCCAGAUACAGGCUGGACUACAACAGAUGGACACCAAAUCUUCUGAGGCUGAGAUCUCCAGAACUGAGUCAUCUCCUCAGACAUCUACAUCCUCCCAGAUACAGGCUGGACUACAACAGAUGGACACCAAAUCUUCUGAGGCUGAGAUCUCCAGAACUGAGUCGUCUCCUCAGCCAUCUACAUCCUCCCAGAUACAGGCUGGACUACAACAGAUGGACACCAAAUCUUCUGAGGCUGAGAUCUCCAGAACUGAGUCGUCUCCUCAGCCAUCUACAUCCUCCCAGAUACAGGCUGGACUACAACAGACGGACACCAAAUCUUCUGAGGCUGAGAUCUCCAGAACUGAGUCGUCUCCUCAGCCAUCUACAUCCUCCCAGAUACAGGCUGGACUACAACAGAUGGACACCAAAUCUUCUGAGGCUGAGAUCUCCAGAACUGAGUCAUCUCCUCAGACAUCUACAUCCUCCCAGAUACAGGCUGGACUACAACAGAUGGACACCAAAUCUUCUGAGGCUGAGAUCUCCAGAACUGAGUCGUCUCCUCAGCCAUCUACAUCCUCCCAGAUACAGGCUGAACUACAACAGACGGACACCAAAUUCUCUGAGGCUGAGAUCUCCGGAACACAGUCGUCUCCUCAGCCAUCUACAUUCUCCCAGAUACAGGAUGAAGUACAACAGAUGGUCAGUGAAUCUUCUGAGCCUCCGAUCACAAGAGGAGACCACGUUUCACUCCCAAGACUGAGGAGGACUAAAAGCAUACAGAUGAACAGCCAAGUUCAUUUUGAUCCAGAUGAUCUGUUUGACCUCACCUCAGAUGACAGUGGAGAAGAGUUUAUCCCUAAGUCCUGUGAGGCAUCUUCUGAUGAUACAGACACCAGUGAAGUCAUUGAGCGAAUCAACAAGGAUCCGAGCAAGCCGAGAUUCCCUCACCUAAGUUUGACGGAUGGAAUGGAAGAAAGAUGUCCCCCAACAACAAACUUGGACAGUGACUUUUCAAAGCAGGUGCUUCUCAGGGGAAGGUCUUGUUCAACACAAGGAAAAAGCUCUGGUGGGAGGCAUAAAAAGCGACGCUUAAGUAUUGCAUCCUCUCCUACACAAACCUGUAUUGAUCACUCAUCAAAACGGAGUCAACGGAGAGACACUGGGACCCUUUCAGCAACCUCAACACUGGAUCUGGAGCCAAAACUUCCAGACAGUACCACUUCCCCACCUCCAGAAGAUGGAGUCACUGACUGUCCGCUUUCCAUACCUGCAGUCUGUAAAACAGAAAGUGGGUCAAGAGUGUACAAUAAAAAGCAAUACUGUGUGUAUUGUAAGAUUGGAGUCUUAAAAAUCGCAAGGCAUUUGGAGCGUGCUCAUCUGGAUAAGCCAGAAGUUGAACAGGCUAUGUCCUUCCCUAAAGGCUCCAAAGAAAGACGAAUGCAUUUGGAACAUUUGAGAAAUCGGGGCAACUUUUCACACAAUGUCGAUGUAUUAAAGUCUGGGGUUGGAAAUCUUGUUCCUCGGAAGCAACCAAAACAGGAUUCCCAAGCACAGAAUUACCUGCAUUGUGCAUACUGCCGAGGCUUUUUCAAAAAGAAACUCCUUUGGCAACACAUGAAGAUCUGCAAGUUCAAGCCUAGGGUGUCACAAAAACCUGGCAAAAGCCGUGUCCAGGCCCUCUGUGCAUUUGUUGUACCUCCACCACCUGGUGUCAAUGUAGAAUUUUGGAAACUCUUAAGCAACAUGGUUCAAGAUGAAGUGUGUUCUGCAGUUAAAUCUGAUGUCUGUAUCAUGGAGUAUGGUCAGCAUCUGUAUCACCGGCUUGGAUAUGAUGUUGGCAAACAUGAAUACAUUCGGCAGAAACUGAGAGAGCUGGGAAGGCUUCUUGUAUGCUCAAGAAAAACCACUCCCUUGAAGACUAUCGAAGACCACAUCAAACCUGCAAAUUUCAUGCAGGUUGUGCAAACAGUGAAGCGAGUGGCGGGCUAUGAUGAGGAAACCAGUACCUACAAGUGUCCAAGUCUUGCUCUGAAAAUUGGACACAGCCUGACAAAGAUUUCACUGCUUGUUGAAAGCCGUGCUAAUAUACAGAAUAACCACAGUGCUGCAAAGGAUGCUCGCACAUUCCGCAGAGUAUAUGAAACCAGAUGGAAUGAGUUGGUAUCAGCUGCAUCACUGAGAACACUUCAGGAGUCGAAAUGGAAUACUCCUUUGUUGCUUCCAUUCACUAAAGAUGUCCAGACUCUCCAUUCUUAUUUGGAUGUGCAACAACAACAAUUGCACAGUGAACUAUCCACAGAAACAUCUCCGCAAGUAUGGACACAGCUAGCAAAGGUCACUUUAGCGCAAGUCAUUUUGUUUAAUCGACGAAGAGCAGGGGAGGUGUCAAAAAUGCCCCUAUCUGCAUAUUUGUCUCGAAAUCCAUCAGACCCUCAGGAAGAUGUGAACUUAGCCCUCUCAGACUUAGAGAAGAAACUCUGUCAACACUUCAAAAGGGUAGAGAUAAGAGGAAAAAGGGGAAGAAAGGUUCCUGUGCUUUUGACCCCAGCGAUGCAACAGGCUUUGGAUCUGCUUGUCAGCACACGGAAGGAAUGUGGAGUUCCUCAGGAGAAUAUAUACCUGUUUGCAAGACCAUCGGCUUUUACCUGCUAUCGUGGAUCUGAUUGCCUUCGACACUUCGCCAAGGUCUGUGGUGCAAAAAGUCCUGAAAGUCUCACCUCUACAAAACUGCGCAAGCAAACGGGCACUCUGUCUCAAGUUCUUAACCUCAGUAACACUGAGCUGGAUCAGUUAGCUGUUUUUCUUGGCCAUGACAUCACAGUGCAUCGGCAGUUCUACAGACUUCCUGAGGGCACCCUCCAACUUGCUAAGAUUAGCAAGAUUCUCAUGGCUCUGGACCAGGGACGCCUAGCGGAAUUCAAAGGCCGGACCUUGGAUGACAUCAACAUUGAUCCAGAAGAGAAUGUGCACAUGGACAGCGAAGAUGAGGAAGCCUCAGACUUGCAAGAGAGUUCAGUCACAUCCGGUGGAGAAGAGAAAGAGACAGCAAUGCCAGAUGUGAGCCAUAGAGAUGCAGCACUACAGGAGAGCUCCAUGACACCUCCACAAGCUCAUCCAAGCCAGUUACCCAAAAGGGGAAGAGGUUGCAAGCCUGUCAAGAGAAGAAUGUGGGAGAAAGAGGAGAUCCGUGCUGUCGAGAAGCACAUGAUGUCCUUUAUCAAUACAUGUCGUGUUCCUGGGAAAAGUGACUGUGAAAAGUGCCUUGAACUCGAAAAAGUUGCUCUCAAAGGCAGAGACUGGUUGGGCAUAAAAUUCUACAUCAAGAAUCGAAUCACAGCUCUUAAGAACAAAGUUUAAUAUGUUCUGUUGACACCUGCUCUUUAGUUUUGGCUUUACUUUAGGCUUGAUGUAGUUGGAUGUUCUGGUACUAGUACAACAUAACAUCCCUCCUAUUAAUUUCUAGUUUUCUUCAUGUCAGUUUCUCAUUCAGAGUGCAGGUAAUACUGCAGUAAGUUGCAUUACUGUUCACUGUUUGAGGGAGUCGUCAGCAGUUUAGAGCAGUUAAAUUUUUGUAUUAAUACCAACACAAGAGCCAUAGCUAACUCUUGUUAUUGGUCAGUAGAUUUGAUGCUGAUCUCUUUAGUUUGCUUUUUUUAUUCCAACCAGCCCCAACUGCAUAUAAAUUUGACGGUCUUGGUUCAUUUAACAUUCAGAAUGGUUCAAAUUAAUUCAAAUAAAUGUUUUGAACUUCAUAAUUCA
Molecule: messenger RNA, 7027 nt
Organism: Amphiprion ocellaris (clown anemonefish)
Lineage: Eukaryota; Metazoa; Chordata; Actinopteri; Pomacentridae
Exons: 18
Coding region: 2561-6625 (1354 amino acids)
Molecular function (GO): protein binding
Source: RefSeq, a predicted model, not a curated record